AUGGACAAAAGUGGGCACACAUUCGGCCCUAAUACCGCAGAGGCGCGCAAGGCCUCACCAGAGUGCCCACUUCUGUCCGACAUCGCGGUGGGUAUACCCAGCGGCGUCAACUAAUUUUUUCAUGUACCCACUUGUGUCUAUAUUUCGACCCACUUUUGUCCAAAUUGUACCCACUCGCGUCCACUUACGGACGGCGGAAAUCGAGCGAAAUCGACCUCCACGUCACCGCACGGCGGAACAUCGAAUAGCCUCCGAACGUCUCAGAACCUCCCCACACCGUAUCCAUGGCAUCUUUCCUAUCCACGGCUGCCGACUGCGGACCGACCGCGGAGGAACAUGUCAGAAACACACCAGCCCCCUUCGGUACCGGCACGGGAGGAUACCAGGCACGGGAAGAAUACCGUUCGCCACGCUACGUCGUUCGCUGCUACUUUGUGGAUGGUGGGUUAAGGAAGAAAUGGGCCGCACAUUGCGUACUCCGGAGUAACCAUAGGAGUUGGCAUGCACAUGGUUUCAUACUUUGCAUGCAUACCAAGUACUUCGAAGCACUACUAGUUCAGGGGUGCCGCGCUUAGGGUUGCGUGGUAAACUGCCUCGACAUGCUGCUACUGCCCUCACGAGUCGGUGUGCACUCGUCGUGGUGGUGUUUUUGUGUGUGUGGCGCGCGUGUGUGUGUUGUUGCUGUAUGCGCGUCUUUUUGUUCUGUAUACGCGCCCGUUGGUUUUGUUGUCCGUUAUGUGUCACGCAUUUAGUUGUGGCGUUUGCCGUUAGUGCGCUGCUUGCCGGGCUUGUCGCGGGCAUCUUCCCGUGCCUGGCAUCCUCCCGUGCCUGGCAUCCUCCCGUGCCGGUACCGAAGGGGCUGGCAUAUUUCUGACAUGUUCCUCCGCGGUCGGUCCGCACUCGGCAGCCGUGGAUAGGAAAGAUGCCAUGGAUACGGUGUGGGGAGGUUCUGAGACGUUCGGAGGCUAUUCGAUGUUCCGCCGUGCGAUGACGUGGAGGUCGAUUUCGCUCGAUUUCCGCCGUCCGUAAGUGGACGCGAGUGGGUACAAUUUGGACAAAAGUGGGUCGAAAUAUAGACACAAGUGGGUACAUGAAAAAAUUAGUUGACGCCGCUGGGUAUACCCACCGCGUUGUCGGACAGAAUUGGGCACU
This is a messenger RNA of Ectocarpus sp. CCAP 1310/34, 1152 nucleotides long. The record is from the annotation of a GenBank genome assembly. NCBI's taxonomy places the organism in Eukaryota, Phaeophyceae, Ectocarpales, Ectocarpaceae.